AUCAGCCGAAAUAAGCUGUUUUGCUUGGCCUAAUGUGGGUUUUACUUGUGUUCGAACAUCACUCGGCACAUACAAACAAAAAUUUGCAAAAUUCUCCAACGUAAAACAACAACUACAUUUUGAAAUACUACUACACCCCAAUCCAACUACCCUUGUCUUUCUCACACUCCCAGAAGACUGAAUUGAAACCUCCAGCAGCUGUUUUAAUGGCAUUACAUUACCGGUUCUUUAGAAGCAUCGUACCUGGAUUAAGAAAAUAUUUUUCCCGCUUUGACGUAAUGAGAACGACAAGCACUUAAGCAAACUAGUUGACAAAUAGGCAAUAAAAGUGGCGCCGUUUAAAUUGAAAUUUAGCAGGAUGUCAAAAUCGAAUUCUUCCACAAGAAGCAAUUCGAUGGAGACACCUGCCGAAUGUGAAAGCGAAGUGUGCAGUCCUCAAAGGGACGUUCCUGCUAUACUGGAGGCGGCGGAGGGGCAGGAGGUGGUGCCGUCUAGCCCACCACCGUCAUAUGAAUACGUUCUGGAAGAGACGAGACUCAAAGCCCAAGCGGACGCUUCGUCGCCCGUCAAUCCCAUCAAAGGUCCGGAAAUAAUGCACAAGUCGAGUAAAGAACUAUAUCGAGCCGUGGCCAAACAGUUCGGGAUAACAUGCAAAAUGUCGGAUCAGUGUCGUUGUUUCGAUUGCCAAAGCCAUUAUUUUGAUUGCGAAUACGAACAGAAUGAACAAGAAAAAACAGAUGGAGGCCUUGGAGCUGGAACACCAAUGUUCAUAUCUGAAGUAAUGCACGGCACUGCCUGCACCAUAUUGUAACUCUAUUUUAUCGAAAACUGAUCGAAUUUUCAGGGCGGAAUGCCGACAGAGCUUUAAUAUUCAUACGUACCUAAUCAAAAAUGUUAAAAGAAAAUGUCGGGCUUUACAGUGAACGCACACAACAUUUUAUUAGGUUUGUUUUUUUACGUAAUUCUUGUUAGAUUGUAUAGAAACCUAGCAUUUAUUAUAAUAUUAAAGUAGUUCGUGUUGUAAAUACAAAAACACUUGUAACAUAUAGUGUGGGAUAGGUGCUUUCAAAAGAUCUCAAUUUGAAGUUGUAUUAUGCAAAGAGGUGGCCUAACAGACCUUCACAUCUUGUAAAUUGUUGUUAUUACGUAUUAACGGAUGAAUUGAUGUAAAGUAGAGUGUCGUGUUAAUUUUCAUAUAACUGGAUUUAUUUAUUACCGGUACAGACUAUAUAAAGUAAAAAGAAAACAGCCAUUAGUGACUUUUCUAACUCUGAAUGUUCCAUUCCUAAAGUUGGUGUAUGUCUUCAGAUAUUACUAUUUUCAUACUAUAUCAUGUAUGUUAUUAGACUAGUCGUAGUCUUAAGAGUGCAGAAUAAGUGAAAAUGUAAACGAUUGCAUAAUCGAUUCAAUUUCAAAUACCUGUUGUUGGGAACAUUGUCAAAUUAUACGAUUAAGCUAUUGGUUUAUUACUUUGUAAUUGGCAACGGGAGAAAACUAAAAGACAGGGUGUCUUCGAACUGAUUAAAAUAAUUGUAGAUUAAGUCCUUUAAGUCCUUUUUUGAUCCACUUUUAUUGUAUUGUCCAUUAAAUAUGACUGUCCUACCGUUUUACAUUGUUUGUACGCCCUGUAAUAACCAAGCUUAAGAUGUGUGGCAGAAAACUAAGGUCAUAUGUACUACAUUAAUUAUACUUGUAAUGAUAGGUACAUAAUUUUGUGUUCAGUAUAUAAUACCUAAAACUACUUAAAAGUAAACAAAAAAAAAACAUAGGGCCUAUUAUAUAAGGUAAAAGCUAAUGGAAACCGCACCAAAAUAUCUUUCGCACGUAUAUUUUGUAUAUCGGAAUUGCAGAUAAUCGUGUGAUAUUUUAAUUUACCUAAUAGUUAUUACUGUAAAUGUUUUCGGUUUUGAUUGAAUAAAAUGGUCAAAAU
Tribolium madens (black flour beetle) is the source of this 1930-nucleotide messenger RNA. RefSeq lists its product as uncharacterized. The transcript is spliced from 3 exons. The record is from RefSeq and is a predicted model, not a curated record. The coding region runs from base 359 to 811 and encodes 150 amino acids. Lineage: Eukaryota; Metazoa; Arthropoda; Insecta; Coleoptera; Tenebrionidae.